CGGGCCGCCAGCCACAUGGCCAGCGCGCCGCACCAGCGCCGCCCCGCCGGGCCCCCCGCCGCAGCCGCAGCCGCAGCCGCCAGUCCCGCCGCCGGGGCCACGCCGGGGCCCGACGAGGAUUCCGAGUCCCGGCAGAAGAUGCUGCGGCGGCAGAACGGCAGCGGCGGCGGCGGCGACGGGCGCGGGGACGACGAGAACGGAUCCGGGUCCGGCUCAGGCGCCGACGAAGGCGUGACCCUGCAGCGCUCCAUCACGCUGCUCAACGGCGUGGCCAUCAUCCUGGGCACCAUCAUCGGCUCGGGCAUCUUCGUGGCGCCCACGGGCGUGCUCAAGGAGGCCGGCUCGCCCGGCCUGGCGCUCGUGGUGUGGGCCGCCUGCGGGCUCUUCUCCAUCGUGGGCGCGCUCUGCUACGCCGAGCUGGGCACCACCAUCACCAAGUCCGGCGGCGACUACGCCUACAUGCUCGAGGUGUACGGCUCGCUGCCCGCCUUCCUCAAGCUCUGGGUGGAGCUGCUCAUCAUCCGGCCCUCGUCGCAGUACAUCGUGGCGCUCGUCUUCGCCACCUAUCUGCUCAAGCCGAUCUUCCCCAGCUGCCCGGUGCCCGAGGAUGCGGCCAAGCUGGUGGCCUGCCUCUGCGUCCUGUUACUCACAGCGGUGAAUUGUUACAGCGUGAAGGCCGCUACUCGGGUCCAGGAUGCGUUUGCUGCAGCAAAGCUGCUGGCUUUGGCCUUGAUCAUUCUCCUUGGCUUCAUUCAAAUUGGGAAGGGCAAGGUCUCCAGUUUGAGCCCCCAGUUAUCAUUCAAAGGCACCAAUUUGGACGUUGGGAACAUCGUGUUGGCGUUGUACAGUGGCCUCUUUGCCUACGGUGGCUGGAAUUAUUUGAAUUUUGUCACAGAGGAGAUGAUAAACCCUUACAGAAACUUGCCCCUGGCCAUCAUCAUUUCACUUCCCCUGGUCACCUUGGUGUACGUCCUGACAAACCUGGCAUACUUCACCACCUUGACCACCGAGCAGAUGCUGAGUUCAGAAGCCGUGGCUGUGGACUUUGGGAACUACCACUUGGGUGUCAUGUCCUGGAUCAUCCCUGUCUUCGUGGGCUUGUCAUGCUUUGGAUCAGUCAAUGGCUCCCUUUUCACUUCCUCCAGGUUAUUUUUUGUAGGUUCCAGGGAGGGCCACCUGCCUUCUGUCCUUUCCAUGAUCCACCCCAAGAACCUGACUCCUGUGCCAUCCCUUGUAUUCACGUGCGGCAUGACUCUGCUCUACGCCUUCUCCAAUGACAUCUUCUCCGUCAUCAACUUCUUCAGUUUCUUCAACUGGCUCUGUGUGGCCCUGGCCAUCAUCGGGAUGAUAUGGCUCCGCUUUAAGAAACCAGAAUUGAACAGACCCAUAAAGGUGAAUCUCUCCCUUCCCAUCUUUUUCAUCCUGGCCUGCCUGUUCCUGAUAGCUGUCUCUUUCUGGAAAACCCCUGUGGAGUGUGCCAUCGGCUUUGUCAUCAUCCUCACGGGAAUUCCUAUCUACUUCAUUGGGGUCUGGUGGCAAAACAAGCCCAAGUGGCUGCUUCAAGGCAUCUUCUGCACGACAGUGCUGUGCCAGAAGCUCAUGGAGGUGGUUCCUCAGGAGUCCUGAGUCCAGUGGCCUUGGAGGGGGAGCACACAGAUGUCACUUGGAAAGAGCAUGCCCACCCCUCCCCUCUUCAGAAAAACCAGCGCUGGCCCGGCAGUGCCCAUUCCUCGGCCCAAGCAGCCGUGCCUGCGCGCUCUUCCUCUGCUCGAGCCUGGCAGCUGAGGGUGCUUCUCAAGACAAACCCGCGGUACAAACGAAUCUCUCCUGAAUACCUCCUCAUGACCCUGAGGGGGGGCAGGGAACAAGUUGCUGAAUUAGGUGUUAAGACUUUGGAUCUGUGACUGAGAGCUAGGGGCUAUUGGGGGGAGUUUUAGCUUUCCUUCAUUUUAUUUUAUUUUUAACUUAAGGUUUAGUCUAGUAGAUGCCAGCGAUACGAUUUCUUUUUACAAGUGAGAAGAUUUUUUUUUUUUCAAUGCUGCCAACUGUACCCCACAUACCUCUGGAUGGGACGACACACUGACGCCAGUUCAAACAGCACUCCUUCGUGGACCCUUCUCCAGUGCUCUUGUAACUUUGGAGAAGGGGGUCUCCCGAAGACCCCACACUCCAGGGCACAAGUGGACAGAACUACUGAGACUUGAUACGCUGUCGUUUUUAAAUGGGGGCUUGCACUGAUUCCCAACGGAGGGUCUGCUUUUCCUCAUUUUUUUGUUACCGCACAAUGAUAUUGGGUUGUUGGUUUGUGGUUUUUUUUUUUUUUAAGUUGUCAUAAAUAGAGCUAGUUUAAACUGAACCUCUGGAUUUUUAUUUUUCCCUUGAAGACUGGAGGUAGUUUCUGCUCACUGGCUGGUUUCCCUCCCCAAAGAGUAAAAACAAAUUAAUAACAGCCACCCGUUGUAUUUGUGGAGUGAAAGGAGAUUUCAGUGAGUUUAACUCACUCAGAGAGUUCCUUACCUACUUUGCUUUAUUGAUCUUUGAAUGUGGCAGAGAAAGAGGAGGAGCCCCUAGGACCCUGGGGUCAGAGGUCCAGAUAGGCUUGGAGCCUAGGGGCUGUUGGGGCCGGGCUCAGCGCCCUUCAUUUCGCUAUUGUUUGUCACUCUGGCCCUUCUCUCCCUGAGGCCUCGGGCCACUCCUGCACAGUCACACAUACAAGUUCAUGUAUGUGUCAGCUCAGGCUGAGGAGGAUCCAGGCAUCUUUCACAUUAAUAAGAGUGAGGCAUCCAAGGGUCGAUCCAUGAGUGCAGCUGCCACUCCUCUGUUACAUGGUCUUGACCUGGGACAGUGUUGUACCCAAUAAAGAACUGCACCCUGGUCUAGGCUAGACACAGGCAAGAUGGCUUGUUGACUAAGGCACCCACUCCAGAGCCAAGGCUAAGAAGAGCUUCUCUUUUUCAGGAUAGGGCUAAAAGGAGUGGGUUUCUGGUAGUGCCCAUUUAGUUCAGCACUUCCCUGAAGGUGCCCAGCACUUGCUUCCUUCUCAGGCAGGGCCACCAUCUUGUCUGAAAGCCUGAGCCAUCCUAAACGGGUCAUUGGCCAUUUAUCCAUAUCCACUGGACAUCUGCACCAGUCUUUCUGCUGCUUUGAAGUGAAGAAAGACUCUCUUCACAGCCCAUCUCAUGUAGAAGUACAGUUGUCCCCUUGCCCAUGACCAUAUUCAUCUUAAUGGUACCUAGGAAACAGAGAGGGUGUCCUCACAUGAGCAAAAUCUUUUUAACCUUUCCCUGAAACCUACAUGCUGGCUACAUGGAGAAGUGAAGGGGGGCAGCUAGGUGGCACAGUGGAUAAAGCACCAGCCCUGGAUUCAGGAGGACCAGCCUCAGAUACUUGAUACUUACUAGCUGUGUGACCCUGGGCAAGUCACUUAACCCUCAUUGCCCUGCAAAAAGAAAAAAAAAAAAGAGUGAAGGAAUCCUGCUGGGAACUCAGAAUAAGAAAACCGACCUUUUAUAGUUAAAUUACCCUCCUAUCCUCAUGAUGUUUUGUAAAUAGAGGAUGGCCCUUGGGCUGGUGGUGCAGCCUGGCACUUAACCUUUUGUUCUGGAACUGGACCAUUUCAGAGAGUGUUAAGUGAAAAAGGUUGGCAUAGAUCUUUGUGUCACAGGUAGGAAGAACUGACCUUUAGGGAGCAUCCCACACAGGUUGUAUCCGCUCCAACUUGAGCUAAAUUUGUCAGGUGUGGAAACUCUUGUCCCAUUGUGGCUGGGAAGCAGGUUUGGGGGGAAGUGUUGAUGGAUCGGAAAGCACUGGUCCCAGGCAGCCACGUGGUGGAGAGCCUACCAAGGGCCCAGAAGCAGCAGAUGGCCAACAGACAACCUCUAACAUCACCCCAAAUUGGGCUUGAGACACAUGCAAGUGAGAUGGAGCAAGCCCGCCUUGGGAUGUCCUAUUCUUCAUUGAGCAAUCCAGAGGAUUAGGUGUUUGCGUGGCAGAGCCAGGUGGUAAACCUAUGGCUAAUAGGAUUGGAAAGAGGCUGCUUCCAGGCCACAGGUAACAGCUACUCAGCAACGCGUGGUGCCUGGUGCUCGGUGUCGGGCAGAACCAAUCCUCAUGGCCCUUAGGCCUGUGCUUUUGGGUGUAGGCGCUAUAAACAAAAUCCGAAGUCCCCAGACUGAAAAGCUCUAUCUUCUACCACAUUCCACAUACAGAGUGUAGUAUAAUGGGUAAAGGUGAACUUGGAAUCAAGAGCGACCACAUUCAAAUCUCACGUCACACACUAGUAACCGUGGGCAGUUCGUAAAACCUCUGCAAGCCUUACUUGGCUCGUCUGCAAAAUGAGAAUUAUGUCAGGCUCAGAUGAAUUGUCAGGCUCAGAGAAUUGUCAGGCUCAGAUGAAUUAAUAGAGGCAAGUGUUACUUUGCCUUAAACCUUAAAGUGCUUUCUUUCUGUGUAGAUCUGUCAUCAAUGUUUAUCAUCUACCACUAUCAUGCAUCUGUCACCUAUCAUCUGUCUGUUUAUCGCUAUCAUUUACCGUCCGUCUUAUCAUUUGUCAUCUAUCUAACCAUCUUUCUAAUGAUCCCAUCUCUUCCGAUUUUUCUGGCUGGCCGUUAAAGGAGCUGAGGAAGAUUCACAUCUCCGGGAGGAAGCAAGGUACAAGGAGAGAGAGCAGGGUGUGAAUCACAUUUCAGGCUGUGAGGAGAGGGUCUAGAGAGCUUUCCUAGAAAGAAGUGACCUUUGAGCCUGACCUCAAAGUAGGCUAUUGACAUUCCAAGAGGGCUUGAAAGGGCAUUAUCAAGACCCAGAGGUUGGGAAGUGGGCAUUAGGCCAAAGUCCAUCCUGUCCAGCACGAGCUUUGUGAAGAUGAGUUUAAUUCUCUAUAUUACCUCAGGCAAGGCACUUUCUCUGGGCCUCAGCUUUCUAACCUGUAAAGCCCAAACCGGUCCUUUCCAACACGUAGAGAUUCCAAAUUUAAUACUAAAAAUCCCCCUUUAGCAAACAGCCUCUUGGUAGAAAAGCUUCUGCCAUGUUAGACGAUUUUGUUGACCGUUGCCAUGUGCUGAUCGUGAAUGAAGCAAGGCCAAGGUGCUAUUCAGGAGGUCCCCUCUCUCCUGGAUUUACCAGUGAUGCAGUGGGUGGAUUUGUCCUGGGAGGUCCUGGCAGGAUGUGUGGGUAAGUACAACACACACACUUGCUGACAGCAUCACCACCGCCACUUCAAGCCCCGUCCAUCGCAUACUGAUGAACACUGACACAUCAAUGUCAAGACCAACCACUGUGCGUAGAAAGGAUCUUCAUGAGCCAGAGGGCACUGGACAAAGCCCUAAGGGAGGCGCGGAGCAAAGGAGUUUCUCUGGGGUAAAUUAAUAGCCAGAUUUGGCCAACACCAGCAUCUGUGGUGCACCUGGACCUCUUCAGUGAGGAAACAGGUGGGCACUCAACCUCAGUCAGUGGGGACUGAGCUGGAAGUUCGAGAAGGCCUUGGGAUGGAGAGAAAAAAGGCCGUCGGCUCUGACCUUGUAAAAGUUUAAACUGUAGUUCUUGGGCACUGUGUGACUUCGAGAGCAUGUCACUGACCUAUUCGUUUUCCCUUAAAAGCUCCAUUGAGAAGGCAUUAAUAUCUGUCCACAAUUCCUAAGUACAAUUCCCUUUAUGCUUUAAGAUUAUUCUAUAGGACAGUUCAUGAAGUCCAUGAAACAUUGUGGGCUUUUAAGUGGUCAUAUUCGGGGAUAUUUAAAACGUGGUUUUAAUUCUCCAAUUCAGCUAUGAACAGGCAGUAGUGGGGGAGGGGAGGAAGGCUGGCAGUAGAAACAUUAGGUCUGAAGUCUCGGUUUUAUCACAUUUGUUGUGUGAUCUUGGGUGCCUGACUUUUCCAGGCGUGACUUCUAUCAUCUAUCACAUGAGGAAUUUGAGCUUAAAUGACCUCAAAAGGCUUAGCUGGUCUCAUGUAUCAUGAGAUCAACACACCAGUUGCCUAAAUCAAGGCAGUAGAUUCACAGUGUGAUUGUGAGACCAGCCAGCCUAAUGCCUUUAUAAUUUGGGGAAACCGAGGCCUAGGGCAAUAAAAUGAUUUGUCUGAGAUCCCAUGGCCAAAAAUGCCUGAAGCCUUUGGCUUCUUUAAUUUUUAAUGAUAUAUAUAGGGUUGAAAAUUACUAUAAAAGACCCAUUCUCUGCUCAUUGAGUUAAGCCUACACACUGGUAGAGAACUUCCAGCCAUUUUUGCACUCCUUCACCGUGGGAUAGUUUUCUCUCCAAAUUUAGAAGCUCAGCCACCUUGAUUCUUUAGGAACCAAAGUGAACUUAGUGUUUUAGAUGAUUGAAAAUGGAAAUAAUUGAAGCCUUUACUUCCAGGGUUAUAAAUCCAGGGUGGGUGUCCCUUCUGACAAAGGGAUAUCAAACUAGUUACCUGGUGUUUGGAAAGUUAGCUCUUGAUUUAAGGCCUCUCACUCCCUGACCCAAUACCUGGAGGUGGAUCAUGUCCUUGUGGCUUAACAGGGGGUAUGGAAUCAGAAUCCAGUGGCCCACAAAGUUUUGUCAUGGUGUUCUUUCAGUGGCCAUCUCCCAAGAGGCUCUGUUCUAGAUUCAUCCAUCUCCCAGGAAGCCCCCAGGACCCUUGAAAACACCCUCUGAUUUCUUUCCUUGGUUCUGACUACUGUUAAAUAUAAUUUUUAAGGGGCAACUUUGGGAGGGGGAGAGGGACAAUGAUAGCCUGAUAAGUAAUUUUUUUAUUUUUUUAAUAUUUCCUUGAAAAAAGUACUGUUAAUGGGUAUCUGGGGGAGGUGUUUUGUGGUAACUGAUUUUUAAAAUUGAAAGAAACAAAAAUCAAUCUAAACAUAGCUGUUAUGCAUUUUACUAAGCCUUGUCACUCUCUGCUGUUUUGCUAAUUUAAAGAUGCCGUAGGACUCUCUUUAUUUUAAAGAGUAGAUGUGUUAGUCUUGAUUUUCCUAAGUGCUGCUUUAAUAUAUUUGUAUUCCUGUCUGCUUUAACAUUUCCUUAGGUUGACAUUAGCCUACAGCUAAUAAUAACUUCAUAAUUUCUACUUUGGAGAUGACAUGUUUUUUGAUUCAAUUUUUUAAAAAAAUUCUCUUGUUAACCAAUCUGUUACAUGUGGAUGGUUUUAAUUCUGUUUUGUUUGGAACAUAAAAAAUAGCC
Dromiciops gliroides (monito del monte) is the source of this 7149-nucleotide messenger RNA. It is a transcript of the gene SLC7A5, whose product is annotated as solute carrier family 7 member 5. The transcript is spliced from 10 exons. Gene Ontology annotation, biological process: neutral amino acid transport; amino acid transmembrane transport. Gene Ontology annotation, molecular function: neutral L-amino acid transmembrane transporter activity; L-amino acid transmembrane transporter activity. Lineage: Eukaryota; Metazoa; Chordata; Mammalia; Microbiotheria; Microbiotheriidae. Gene Ontology annotation, cellular component: membrane. The record is from RefSeq and is a predicted model, not a curated record. Bases 16 to 1626 code for a protein of 536 amino acids.